GCCCCGUGUGAUGCGGAGAGCGGCGGCGGCGGCGCGGCCCUUCCCGGUGGAGAACCGCGGUCGGGUGCGGGUGCGGCCCCGCCGGGAUCCCGGGGGUUCCGGUGGGUGCCGCCCGGGAUGUCCGCUCCGGCGCAGCCCGCGGCUCCCGGCUCCUUCCAGAGCCCCCGGAGGCUCCCGAAGCGCAAGAGCCGGUUCAAGCGCUCGGAUGGGAGCACCUCGUCCGACACCACCUCCAGCAUCCUCCGCAGGCAGGGCUCGGCGGACUCCUACACCAGCCGCCCGUCCCUGGACUCCGACGUGUCCCUGGACGAGGACCGGGAGGGCGCCCGGCGCGAGGUGGAGAACCAGGCCCAGCAGCAGCUCGAGAGGGCCAAGCACAAGCCGGUCGCCUUCGCUGUGCGCACCAAUGUCAGCUACUGCGGGGCGCUGGACGAGGAGUGCCCGGUGCAAGGAGCCGCCAUCAACUUCGAAGCCAAAGAUUUCCUGCACAUCAAGGAGAAAUACAGCAAUGAUUGGUGGAUUGGACGCCUAGUGAAGGAGGGGGGGGACAUCGCCUUCAUCCCCAGCCCCCAGCGCCUGGAAGCCAUGAGGCUCAAGCAGGAGCAGAAAGCCAGGAGAGCUGGCAACGCCUCAGGCCUCGGCGACAGCGGGAGCCGGCGAUCGCCUCCCCCCUCCUUAGCCAAGCAGAAGCAGAAGCAGACACAGCACAUCCCACCCUACGACGUGGUCCCCUCCAUGCGGCCCGUGGUGCUGGUGGGGCCCUCGCUGAAAGGAUACGAGGUCACGGACAUGAUGCAGAAAGCUCUGUUCGACUUCCUCAAGCACAGAUUCGAUGGGAGGAUCUCCAUCACCCACAUCACGGCUGACCUGUCCCUGGCCAAGCGCUCCAUCCUCAACAACCUGGGCAAGCAGGCGAUCCUGGAGCGCUCCACCACCCGCUCCAGCAUCGCCGAGGUGCAGAGCGAGAUCGAGCGCAUCUUUGAGCUGGCCAAGUCCCUGCAGCUUGUGGUGCUGGAUGCCGACACCAUCAACCACCCGGCCCAGCUGGCCAAGACCUCCCUGGCGCCCAUCAUCGUCUAUGUCAAGGUGUCCUCACCCAAGGUCCUGCAGCGCCUCAUCAAGUCCCGCGGCAAGUCCCAAGUGAAGCACCUCAACGUGCAGAUGAUGGCAGCCGACAAACUGGUGCAGUGUCCCCCGGAGCUGUUUGAUGUGAUCCUGGACGAGAACCAGCUGGAGGACGCCUGCGAGCACUUGGCCGAGUACCUGGAGGUCUAUUGGCGCGCCACACAUCACCCUCUGCACGCCGCGCACGCCGCUCCAUCGCCCCCGGGGCUGCCGGGGCUGCAGAGCCAGCAGCUGCUGGGGGAGCGCGGGGAGCACUCGCCGCUGGAGCACGAGAGCCUGAUGCCGUCGGACGAUGCCGGGGAGAACUCGCCCCGGCCGUGGGGGGCCGCGUCCCAGCGCAGCUCCCGGCACCUGCAGGAGGAGGAGGAGGAGGAGGAGGAGGGGUUCGGGGACCCCUACCCCGACCUGUACCAGCCCCACCGGCACCACAACAGCGGGAUGCAGGGCGCCGGCACCCCCGAGCGCCAGAGCGAGCGCAACCACGACAGGAACUGGCAGCGGAGCCGGCCCUGGGCCAAGGACAGCUACUAGGGGAGGGCAGGGAAGGAAGGGGGGGGGCCCGGCUGGGCAGCGGCCGCCCCCCCCCCAGCCCCGCACUGGGGGUGCUCAGACAAUCUCCCCCCUCUCGGGGGCCUCCUAGGGGGGCGUCUUCAGCCAUAAGCACAGGGGGCGGGGGGGGCCAGGGGACCCCCCUGCCCCUUCCCCAGGGACCGGGGCUCAGCCACGCAGCUUCUCCCUGCCUCAGUUUCCCGUCCCCAUCCGCUGCCAUGGAAACAGGGGCCAGGUCAUGGGGGGGGGCAGGGUGAGCAGCACAGACCCAAAUGAAGGGGAAGGUGCCCCCCCCUUGUCCCUCCCCAGGCCCAGCCUGUCCCACCCCCCCCCGCAUGGGACCCCCGGCAUGACGGGGCUGCACCAAUCGCUUUGCUCUGCACCAAGUUCCCCCUAUCCCGGCCACUGCAAACCCCCCCCCCACUGGGGAUGUGGAUGGGAGGGGGCAGCCAGACCCUGCCCACGGCCGGGGGGGGGCACCCCCUGCCUGCACUCACUGCCCCAUCCCUGCUGUCCCUGUAGCUGCCACCGCACGUCACCGCACAGAGUCCUGUAAAUACAGCAUCCCCCCCCCCGGGGGCUGCUCGAUGAGACCCCCCCCCCCCGGGGCCCUUCGCAGGGAGGGGAUGGGGGGGCACAGAUUUGUUAUAAUUUCUUUUGUAGAAAGCACUGAUUUCCCUGUAACCAGUUUCAGAAACACGAGAGUGCUCCGA
This is a messenger RNA of Neopsephotus bourkii (Bourke's parrot), 2387 nucleotides long. RefSeq names its product calcium voltage-gated channel auxiliary subunit beta 3 (gene CACNB3). Gene Ontology annotation, molecular function: high voltage-gated calcium channel activity; protein binding. NCBI's taxonomy places the organism in Eukaryota, Metazoa, Chordata, Aves, Psittaciformes, Psittacidae. The transcript has 14 exons. Gene Ontology annotation, cellular component: voltage-gated calcium channel complex. The record is from RefSeq and is a predicted model, not a curated record. Gene Ontology annotation, biological process: chemical synaptic transmission; regulation of voltage-gated calcium channel activity; neuromuscular junction development. The coding region runs from base 118 to 1656 and encodes 512 amino acids.